This is a messenger RNA of Protopolystoma xenopodis, 249 nucleotides long. Lineage: Eukaryota; Metazoa; Platyhelminthes; Monogenea; Polystomatidea; Polystomatidae. The record is from the annotation of a GenBank genome assembly.
AUGUCCCAUGCCGUUCCGUCUGGAGGGUACAGUCUGACCGGUUGCCAACUGACGUCUGGAGCGCCCGACGACCGAGUCGAGAUGAGGGUUGACGAACAAGUGGUACGAGGAUUGGGGGUCCACGGUCGUCCGAGCAGGGCUCACCUCAAAUGUCAAUCUCACCAGAAGACGACCGGCCGUCGUUCGACGCUACAAAAGCAGUCUGGUCGACGCUCUCCUCGAGGCACCACGUGCCACACUUGCAAUUAG